GCAUGUUGAUGUUAAUGUUGUUGAAUGUUCGCCGCGAGUUAGCCUCUUCGGUUUCCAUAAUUUUAUGAAACACUGAUUCAGUUUCACAGCUUGACCUCAGCUGCAGUAUUUUUCUCUUUUGGUCCUGACCUGUGUGUUGGAGGGGAUGCGUCACGAUGAUUCAUCUGCCAGCCGCCGCAAGGGCAAAAUCCCCAAACGUCGGCCCCCGUUGCCUAGCCCAGGAACCUCCGGUUCAACACCCAAGUCUCCAAGACGGAGUAGGGUUUCAAAGCCGCCCCCCGCAUCUCCCAAGAAGAGAAGGUUUCGUCCAGGGACUAAAGCCUUAAUGGAGAUCCGCAAGUUCCAGAAGAGCACCGAUCUUCUGCUCAGGAAGGGACCCUUCUCCCGCCUGGUCCGUGAGGUGUGUGAGAGUUUUUCCAGAGAAUCUCUCAGAUGGCAGGUCUACGCUCUUCUGGCCCUGCAGGAGGCUGCAGAGGCAUUUCUCGUUAUGAUAUUCUCAGAUGCCAACCUGUGCGCCAUCCACGCCAAGCGGGUCACCGUGUUCCCCCGUGACAUCCAGCUGGCCAGGAGAAUCCGCGGGGUGGACAACCUGUAACAACACAGCGCAGAGUGGACAAGCAGGCAACAUCUAGUCUGUCCUCAUGCUGUGAGACUGCAUUUAAUGUGUUCAAAACAUAUAACUGUUCUAAAAGUUCAGUGAUUUUGUGCUAUGUAGAAAUCCUUUGUCCUGGCAGAUUACAGAUUUCAUAAAGAGGUAACAAGGUCAUGUUCAGAUCCUUUGUGUUUGCUUCAAUUCAGUUAUUGAAUUGUUAAUUAAAAAAAAGUUGGAAAAUGUUUCAUGUUGAGCAGCUGUAUUUUUAUACUUUACAUAAUAGAUCUUUUUUGUUAGUGUGAUCUCUGUUGUAUUGAUCUUGA
Molecule: messenger RNA, 915 nt
Organism: Plectropomus leopardus (leopard coralgrouper)
Lineage: Eukaryota; Metazoa; Chordata; Actinopteri; Perciformes; Serranidae
Gene: cenpa
Product: histone H3-like centromeric protein A
Cellular component (GO): nucleosome
Molecular function (GO): protein heterodimerization activity; DNA binding; structural constituent of chromatin
Source: RefSeq, a predicted model, not a curated record